Molecule: messenger RNA, 3046 nt
Organism: Phragmites australis (common reed)
Lineage: Eukaryota; Viridiplantae; Streptophyta; Magnoliopsida; Poales; Poaceae
Product: TORTIFOLIA1-like protein 2
Exons: 8
Coding region: 297-2810 (837 amino acids)
Cellular component (GO): microtubule
Molecular function (GO): microtubule binding
Source: RefSeq, a predicted model, not a curated record
AAUUCAAAUCUCUACUAGUACUGGAAGAGGAGAGGCGGAGAGGAGGGGCGAGGCGAGGCUUCCAUUGCAAGCUUGUGCGUUGCCCCUUCCGGGCUGGCUGCGGGAGUCGCAGAGAGAUCUCCGAGCGUCCACACUGCUCCCGCUAUCAGGUAAGGAAUGGAUUGGGAAGCUGCACGGAACACGGCCUCCAUUCCCCAGGGGGAGAAGGCACUGUCCCUCUCCUUGUGCUUUCUUCUGUGAGCUCUCUGCCAAAUUGUUCUUGGAGCCGUAUCUUGCAACAGUAUUAGACUGCCAAGAUGAAGUCCAGUGCGGUUACUUCGAAAGGCAAGGCCGUGUUUGAGCUGAAGCACAGGCUGGUCCAAGCUCUUAACAAGAUUGCCGAUAGAGACACUUACCAUAUAGGAUUGGAUGAGCUCGAGAAGAUGGCGGAUACCGUGGCCCCCGACAUGAUUGGCCCCUUCUUGUCGUGUGUGAUUGACACGGAUGCUGAGCAGAAAAGUGCACUGCGCAAGGAGAGCAUCAAGGUGAUUGGCACACUGGCACGCUUACAUGGGAACCUAUUGGCACCACACAUGGCGAAAAUGGUGUCCAGUGUAGUCAAGCGCCUGAAGGACACCGACUCGGUUGUUAGAGAUGCAUGUGUUGACACUUGUGGUACCCUUGCAAUGUGUGCUAGAAGCUAUGGGGAUGGUGGCGCAGCCAUGGUUGCAUUGGUGCGGCCCUUGUUUGAAUCAUUGGGUGAACAGAACAGAUAUGUUCAGGCUGGGGCAGCAUUGUGCUUGGCCAAAGUUAUAGAUGAGAGCAAUUACUUCCCUGGAUCUGUUCUCCCUCAAAUGCUUGCUCGUGUUGUUAAACUGCUCAAGAACCCCCAUUUCAUGGCAAAGCCUGCAGUGAUUGAAUUGAUAAGAAGCAUUGUUCAGGCUGAAGGUGCUUCUACAGAGCAGGCAUUAUCAUCAGCUCUAACAAGUAUUAUGGAUGCCCUGAAGAGUAGUGACUGGACUACCAGGAAGGCUGCCUCUCAAGCUCUUUCUAGUAUUGCAGUCAAUUCUGGAUAUUUGGUUGCCUCUUUCAGAACUUCCUGCCUUCGCUCCCUUGAGCGUUGUAAAUUUGACAAGGUAAAACCAGUGCGUGAUGCAAUUAACCAUGCCAUUCAGUUGUGGAAAGCUAUUCCAGGGUCUCAUACUCCUGAACCAUCGGAAGCUGGAUCAUCCACAAAAGAGAACUUCUUUGGUGACCAUCAUGAUGUCAGAAGUAUACAUGAUGGUGCAUCAAGAGAUACUUCUUUUAGGAGAAUGGAUCAUGGGCCUUCUGUAUCUGUUAUCAGUGGUAGUUCUGUCAAUUCAGUAAUGAGAAGAUCUCCUUUGUCUAUCAACAAAAUAGCCCUAAACAAUGCUGCAAAUCAGCAACGCAUGAAGACUGGUGGUUGGCAUGUUGAGGUAUCAGCUCCUAAGCAGAAUGUGACGCCACUGGUUGAUAUUGAUGAAAAGGGGUCCGGUAAAGUCUGCACCCUAAAAGAUGCAAAGAGAAAUGCAUAUGAAAUAGUUGAUGAAGACAGUAAGUUUGACUAUGACAUCAUGGACGAUAAACAAGAAUGCUCUUCUGUGUCAGAAGUAGCCAGCAGGAAUUGUGAGACCAAGCAUGUCACCACUACCCAGGAAUGCACUGAAGAUUGUGCUUCCACACAAGUUAAUGAGCGACACCCAAGGGAUCGAGAGAGUAAGAGCAUAGAUUCAACAGUAACAGAUGUCAAUGCACAUGGCACACAUAGUUGUUGUAUGAAUGCCAUGAAUGAAUUAACCCUUAUUAGGAAGCAACUUCAAGAAAUGGAAAGGAGGCAAGCAAACAUGUUUGAUUUAUUGCAGGAAUUCAUGUCUAACUCAGUGGAGAACAUGUCAGUGAUAAAUUUCAAGGUGCAUAAUUUGGAGAAUGCUGUCGACAAAACUGUGUAUACAAUUACUCAGAGUGAAAGUCAGUACCAUCUUCCUGGUUCCAAGUUUUUUAAGAACCAAAGUGCCUCUUCUUCACCCAGGCUUUCUACUUCUACACCUAGAUCAUCUGUGGAUGCUAACUAUAAGCCACCUCCAAUUUCACAUCUGAAACAUGAGAAGAAGUGGAUGCAUGAUCUACCAUCUAAGGGCUCAAGCAUGUGCACUAAAGAGGGAGCUCAAUUUCUAAAAGACCAUGCUCGCAACAGAGUUAGGAAGCCUGGGCCUCUGAGCUCAGAGAGUAACCUGGGAAGAUAUGUUCCAAGCUCAGUGAGGAGUCGAGCAUCAGGGGUUAAGGGAAUUUUUCCAGUUUCAUUUACCAGUUCCUGUGAGCAACCUGAACUGCAAAAUGCAUUGUGUGCUUCUAACCAGUCUGGCGAGUUUCAAGAUGCUGACGGCAUGGAGCCUGCAUACACAGAAGCCCUGAACUGUGGUGAUUGUGAUGAUCUGAUUGACCUAAUGGAUAGAACUGGACCAGUUCUUGAGAAGUUGUCAUGUGAGACAGCAAAUGAAGUUUUAAGGGUUAUUGUUGGCCAAUUUCUUAAUAAAAAGUUCUUUGACUUGGCGCUGCCUUGGCUUCAACAGUUAGCAGAUUUAAGCACGAUUUAUAAGCCAAGUCAACUUUUUGCAUCCGUGAGAGCACAAAAGGAGUUUCUUUCUGCAUUGGAGGAAGCUGCAACAAGUGGAUCUACAGAACCAGCCAUUAGGAUCGCUAUUGCGCAGCUUGCAUUUAAACUGACUAAAGUUUUUGAGGUUGGCCCAUGCAGGAAAAUUUCAACUAGAGUCUGCAGAGGGAAUGAAACUAUCAUGGCCACUGCGAUGUGAAAUAUUUCUCACAAUGAUGUCCAAGCCGCAAAGCAGUGUUUUAGUGAGCUCAAUUUCUUUUCAUGUAGCCAUACAACCUUCGUGGCAAUGUAUGAUCUGUUUAAUUAGUGUUUGAAAGACUAGAAGAUUUGCAUACCAAUUUAUAGUUUGCUAGUUGAAAACAUGUGUGUUUCAGCAGUGUACUGUUGAUAUGGAAUUUGAUGUUUGGCAUGUAAUAGCCAAUGAGCUUGAGUCUA